Molecule: messenger RNA, 672 nt
Organism: Lathyrus oleraceus (garden pea)
Lineage: Eukaryota; Viridiplantae; Streptophyta; Magnoliopsida; Fabales; Fabaceae
Product: histone H4
Exons: 1
Coding region: 219-530 (103 amino acids)
Cellular component (GO): nucleosome
Molecular function (GO): structural constituent of chromatin; DNA binding; protein heterodimerization activity
Source: RefSeq, a predicted model, not a curated record
CAACCAUCCGUAACAGCAUACGCGGAUCGUGAGUCUGCACCGUUGAUUACUUCAAAUCCAACGACUGACAUCAAAACACAAAUCUCAAUUCCAUCUUCUUCUUCUCCCGCUCGCUACCAUACAUAAAUACUCCGAUCCCCAUCUGUAAUUCUCACUCGACCUCAAAUCAAAACCCUAAUUCUUCAAUUUCCUUUUGAUUCUCAAAUUUUCUCGCGAAAAUGUCAGGCCGUGGAAAGGGUGGCAAAGGACUCGGAAAGGGAGGUGCAAAGAGGCAUAGAAAGGUUCUUCGCGAUAACAUCCAGGGUAUCACAAAGCCAGCUAUUCGUCGAUUGGCAAGAAGAGGAGGUGUGAAGAGGAUCAGUGGUUUGAUCUAUGAAGAAACCAGAGGAGUUCUCAAGAUCUUUUUGGAGAACGUGAUUCGUGAUGCUGUUACAUAUACCGAGCAUGCUAGGAGGAAGACUGUUACUGCCAUGGAUGUUGUCUAUGCUCUUAAGAGACAAGGAAGAACCCUCUAUGGAUUCGGAGGUUGAAGAUGAUUCACUCUUUUGUUUAUUUUCAAAAUGUUGCUGUUUAGUUUCAAAAUGCGAUUGUAAUUUCCCAGUGCUUCUGAUGAUGUUUAGGUUGAUUUGUGACAUGCAAUUCUCAGUGAAAUGGAAUUUAUAUUGAAUAUUA